Messenger RNA from Ictalurus furcatus (blue catfish), 1957 nucleotides. It is a transcript of the gene opn4xa, whose product is annotated as opsin 4xa. Gene Ontology annotation, cellular component: membrane. The transcript has 10 exons. The record is from RefSeq and is a predicted model, not a curated record. Gene Ontology annotation, biological process: G protein-coupled receptor signaling pathway; visual perception. Gene Ontology annotation, molecular function: G protein-coupled receptor activity. Lineage: Eukaryota; Metazoa; Chordata; Actinopteri; Siluriformes; Ictaluridae. Bases 431 to 1798 code for a protein of 455 amino acids.
GCUAAUAAGUAGAGGAUUUGUCCUCACAGCUGUCGCACAUUUUAACACAUCUGUUGGAUAUUUCGAUGCUUGCCAUAGCUCAAAUCAUCGCUUUUAUAUCACCUACACAUCAGUGUUGAUGUACAACGUGGAGUAACCCACUGCCCACGCAGAUACAUGGGAAGAUCAGAGAACUGGGGCUUAUUUACUUAAGCAGGACCAGGAUUUGUAAUUUUGCUCUAUGAGAAAAGAUGAAAUUCCUGGCCAUGAUUAUCUGUAAACGAGCUCUCAAAUCUGCUUCUCAGUUUUAGGUGGUGGUGUGAUUUAUUAUUAUUAUUAUUAUUUUUAUUUUGAAAGGCACUCAGGGGUCUGGAGGUGGUCAAGACCUCAGCUGCUGUUGUCACAAGUUCAGAUUAAGCCCCGCCUUUUAAGGGUGCUGCUUCGAAAGGAGAUGAAGAAUUGCCUUGAAGCUCAGGACAGAAAGCAGGGAGCAAAAGCGGAGAGACUGCGGAACGACUUGGACAUGGAUCGAGGUUUCUACAGAAAGGUGGAUGUUCCAGACCACGUGCACUACAUCACGGCUUCCAUCGUGGCGGUCAUCGGGACUGUGGGCGUCAUCGGGAAUGCACUCGUUAUCUACGCAUUCUUCUGUAACAAGAAACUACGCUCUCCACCCAACUACUUCAUUGUCAACCUUGCUGUGAGCGACUUCCUCAUGGUCAGCACUCAGUCGCCCAUGUUUUUUGUCAGUAGUCUGUAUAAGGAGUGGGUGUUUGGAAAAACAGGGUGUGAGAUCUAUGCCUUCUGUAGUGCUUUGUUUGGCAUCACUUCCAUGAUUAACCUGGUGGCCAUCUCCAUCGACCGCUACAUAGUAAUCACCAAGCCACUGCAGGCGAUCGGCUGGACCUCUAAACGCCGGACGCUCAUCAGCAUCCUGAUAGUGUGGAUUUACUCUCUGGCCUGGAGUUCAGCACCCUUACUUGGAUGGAGCUCCUAUGUACCAGAAGGCUUCAUGACUUCUUGCACGUGGGAUUAUGUCACGUCAACUCCAGCUAACAAAAGCUACACGCUCAUGCUGUGCUGCUUGGUCUUUUUUGUCCCCUUGGGCAUCAUAUCGUACUGCUACGUCUUCAUGUUUCUAGCGAUUCGUAACACGAGCAGAGAUGUCGAGAGCCUGGGCACCCAGAUGAGGAGUACCACACUGGUUCAACAGCAGUCUAUAAAGAGAGAGUGGAAACUGGCAAAGGUCGCCUUUGUGGUCAUUGUCGUGUUUGUGCUGUCCUGGUCACCUUACGCCUUCGUUACUCUCAUCGCCUGGGCAGGGUAUAGCAGCAUCCUGACACCGUAUUCCAAAGCAGUGCCUGCAAUCAUUGCCAAAGCCUCUGCCAUUUAUAAUCCUUUCAUCUACGCCAUCAUUCACUCCAAAUACAGGGACACUCUGGCUGAGCAGGUUCCGUGUCUGCACUUCUUGAACAAGCGUACUCGUAAGCAGUGUGUCCCCGGUUCGAACAGUGGUUUUUCGUUAAGGAAUUCAGUGCUCAGCGUGCAGUCAUCGGGGUCAAAGACAAAGUUCCACUCGGUGUCUUCAGUGUUCACUGGACACACAGUUUGUAGUGGUGUUAUGUUGGAUCCUUUGGCCCAGCAAGCUCCAUCGCUCAGGAGUUCCCAAUCGGCUAACCAGCUCACGGAGGAGGAGCAGAGACAUCAACUCCAGCUGGAAAGCAACUUCAAGGGCUUCCUGUCUCAAGAGAAGCCAGCCAUCAGCAGUCAGUCACUACCCGGCCACUCAGGGAAUGAUCUGCUUGAGGAUACAAAGUAGAAGAAGGAGAAGAAGCAAGCUGCCCAGACUGGAGAUUCCAACCUACUGCUGGAAUGGUUCCCAAUCGUUUCCUUAAAGCCUCUGGAGAUUCCUCACCUUCACUGAACACGAUCCUAAUUCUUCUCAUCCAAAUCUGUGGUAUAUAUGUUGUAAACAAAC